Molecule: messenger RNA, 1232 nt
Organism: Cervus elaphus (red deer)
Lineage: Eukaryota; Metazoa; Chordata; Mammalia; Artiodactyla; Cervidae
Gene: NMRAL1
Product: NmrA like redox sensor 1
Exons: 6
Coding region: 202-1101 (299 amino acids)
Source: RefSeq, a predicted model, not a curated record
GGUCCCUUCACGCAGGAUGCCUGGGAAAGCGUGGCUUUUCCGGGUUGCAACUGGAGCUAAGGGCGAGGGUCGGCGCCACAUGUAGGCUUGCAUCCCCCCAAGCUGUGGACUCGGCUGCAGAGCAGCGGGUACCCAGUUCCCGGAGCUUUUCACACCUAGGCCUCCACUGGGAGACUUCUCGGGACCACACCUCCCGCUCGCAUGGCGGACAAGAAGCUGGUGGUGGUGUUUGGAGCCACAGGUGCCCAGGGGGGCUCAGUGGCCCGGACGCUCCUGGAAGAUGGGACAUUUAGGGUCCGAGUGGUGACCCGGGACCCUGGGCAGAGGGCAGCGAAGCAGCUGGGGCUGCAAGGUGCAGAGGUAGUGCAGGGAGACCAGAAUGACGAGGCCAGCAUGGAGCUGGCCCUGAGCGGCGCUCACGCCACCUUCAUUGUGACCAACUAUUGGGAGAACUGCAGCCAGGAGCAGGAGGUCAAGCAGGGAAAGCUGCUGGCCGAUUUGGCCAAGCGCCUGGGCCUGUGCUACGUGGUCUACAGUGGCCUGGAGAACAUCAAGAAGCUAACCGGGGGGAGACUGACAGCGGGACACUUUGACGGCAAAGGGGAGGUGGAGGAGUAUUUCCGGGACAUCGGCGUCCCCAUGACCAGCGUGCGGCUGCCCUGCUAUUUUGAGAACCUCCUCUCCUACUUCCUGCCCCAGAAAGCCCCGGAUGGAAGGAGCUACUUGCUGAGCUUGCCCAUGGGUAACGUGCCCAUAGACGGCAUGGCUGUGGCCGACCUGGGUCCCGUGGUGCUCAGCUUGCUAAAGACCCCACAGGAGUACAUCGGCCGGAACAUCGGGCUCAGUACCUGCAGACACACGGCGGAGGAGUACGCUGCCCUGCUCGCCAAGCACACAGGCAAGGUGGUGCGCGACGCCAAGACAAGCCCCGAGGACUACGAGAAGCUUGGCUUCCCCGGCGCCCGGGACCUGGCCAACAUGUUCCGUUUUUAUGCCCUGAAACCUGACCGCAACAUCGAACUGACCCUGAAGCUCAACCCCAAGGCCAGGACUCUGGACCAGUGGCUGGAGCAGCACAAAGGGGACUUUGCAGGGCUGUGACCCUGCCCACCUCUCAACCCCGUCUGGGGGUACAACGGGGGGUGCGGUCACAGUGACCCUCUCUUGUGUUACAAGAAAGUUUAUUUUUUAAAUAAAGGCCAUUGUUCUCACAGAUGGCUUCCAAAAGAAAA